Molecule: messenger RNA, 482 nt
Organism: Mytilus trossulus (common blue mussel)
Lineage: Eukaryota; Metazoa; Mollusca; Bivalvia; Mytilida; Mytilidae
Exons: 2
Coding region: 66-482 (138 amino acids)
Source: RefSeq, a predicted model, not a curated record
AACUUUCAUCUCAAUAUUUAUAUCUAUAUUAAAAUUGAUGCUUUGUGGUUGUUGUCUUAUUCACGAUGUCCAAGACAGAUUUUUUAUCAUGGGACGACGAUUUAGAUUUAGAUAUAUUGUUAGGGGAAUACACAGAUACUGACCAAAUUGUAGAUAGUGACGACGACUUUGUUUUAGAGACGGUUGUGCACCCCCCAAAAAAGGCCAAGGGAAUUGACAAGAGUUUAAGUGCAGAUGUUACUGCUACUGAUGGUUACAAAUGUCCUGACUGUGACAAGAUUAUGAAAUCUAUCUCUGGGUUCCGUGGACACACUUCAAGACAACAUGGAAAUCAACUGAAAGCAACAGACCACAAGGCCAAUAAACCAGAUGUACUUGUACAUGUACAGGAGAAAGAAAAUACACACUCCUCAACUCCCACAAUAUCCAUAGAUGAGAUUUUCCCUAAUGCAUACCAGUCAACAUUUAAAGCCCUUGAAUAA